GAAAUCCUUCAUUUGGGGAGAGCCCAUCGAAGACUCUCCGGACUCCAAAGUCGUACGCUUCUUUGGCUACGACCCCGACAUCGACUCGGAUCUGGACAUCAAGCCCUGGGUGGAACGGUAUCCGCGAGAUGACGUGGAUGAUUACAUAAAACAGUUCUGGUCCGGCUGGGAAGGUCCACCAUCACGUAGCAUGGCUGUUUAA
Symbiodinium pilosum is the source of this 202-nucleotide messenger RNA. The record is from the annotation of a GenBank genome assembly. NCBI's taxonomy places the organism in Eukaryota, Dinophyceae, Suessiales, Symbiodiniaceae.